Molecule: messenger RNA, 4486 nt
Organism: Branchiostoma belcheri (Belcher's lancelet)
Lineage: Eukaryota; Metazoa; Chordata; Leptocardii; Amphioxiformes; Branchiostomatidae
Product: fucose-1-phosphate guanylyltransferase-like
Exons: 5
Coding region: 118-1938 (606 amino acids)
Molecular function (GO): transferase activity, transferring phosphorus-containing groups
Source: RefSeq, a predicted model, not a curated record
CGCGGAACAGGAAAUGAGCAUGAGGAUCCCAAAGACGAAGAUUUUUAAUUUAAACAGCGUAUUAAACCCGUUCAUAACGACCAGGCAGAAUUAAUCAACUGCAGUUCAACAACAGACAUGGGUGACAACAAAGUCGCUGGUUCUACCAAAGAGAGGCUGCAAAGGCUGGAGGAGCUUCGAGGCAAACCCAUUGGUUCUGUGCCCUUCUGGGAUGUGGUGGUCAUCACAGCUCUGGACAGCCAGCAGAAGCAGGUCUAUGAGCUGCAGAUCACAAAGAAACUGCAAGGUGGCCAACUCCCCCUUGGGGUGAAGUACCUGGUGUUUGCUGAUCCUCCAGGAGCCAAGAUCGGCUGCGGUGGUUCAACCCUGGAGGUCCUGUAUCAGCUCAGGCAGCAGUACGGCAAAGAGCUGGACAACUGGAAGGUUCUACUCAUCCAUGCAGGGGGGUACAGCCAGAGGUUACCAAGUGCCAGUGUCCUAGGCAAAGUCUUCAUGGCCGCCCCCCUAGGCUGCCCCAUGUGGCAGAUGCUGGAGCUGAAGUUGGCCCUGUACAUGGACUUCCCACAGCGCAUGAAGCCCGGCAUCUUCCUCUGCUCCUCUGACACGGUCGAGACGUUUGAGUGUCCUCCUCACGCAAACUGGUCCUUUACACUGGACGGUUUCACUGCCCUGGCCCACCCCUCCCCUGUAAGUAUUGGUACAGGCCAUGGUGUAUUCAUUCUGGAUGGAUUAGAUAGUGUAGACGGGGUAACCGGUAACAGUGUAGAGAGUGUCUCUAUGAGGGAGUGUGAACAGUUCAUCCAUAAACCUACUGUACAAGAGAUGCAUUCUAAAGGUGCCGUCCUGCCACAGGAAGCUUCAAAAUGCUUCUUGAAAAAUACAAACAGCACAGAGCCCAUUGUGUACACUGACAGUGCUUUCUACUUUGACCACCAAACUGGAGACAAACUGCUAGACUUCUAUGAAAAGAACAGACCACUGAAUUGUGAGCUGGAGGCCUAUGGAGACUUUCUCAGGCCUCUUGGUCCCAAUGCCACAGAUGAGUAUGUCAACAUUGCUGCAAAUGUUUGUGAGGCCACUUCGGACUUGGCACCCACAAAGACAAAACUAUUCGAACUGCUGAAGGGGUUACCCUUACAUGUUGUGCUAAUGAACAAUUCACGGUUCUACCACCUUGGCACCACUGCAGAAUACCUGGACCACCUCUGCUGUAAUGCAUCCUUCCAAACAGAACUGGGACUGUCUCCCAAAGUCUUCACUGCCAUUUUAGCUGAGGAAAACAAGGCAUCAGAAACGGUACAUAAACUUUCCAAACUGGCGCACAUUUCUGACGAAGUCUGCUUGAUGCACAGUGUUGUUUCAUCAGAUGCCACCAUCGGUGGAAGAACGGUUGUUGAGUACAGUGAUGUUGGCCCCAAUGUGGACGUCGGUGCCAACUGUAUCAUUAGCAAUUGUGUGUUGAAAGCAAAAACUGCUACAAGUUGUGUCGUGCCAGACUAUAGCUUCAUGCACUCUGUAGCAGUGACAGAGAAAGAGACAAAAGUCCAGAGAUAUGUGACUAUCAUGUUUGACAUCAGGGAUGACAUGAAGAAGAGUGUAGCUCCAGAAGAUGCUGGGAAGCUCAGGUACUACGGGAUGUCGUUUGACAAUGUUGCUGAGUGUCUUCAAAAGGCAACACCCCAGCAACUGUUUCCUAGCAACACCCAAUCCUGCAGUCUUUGGAAUGCGGAGUUGUUCCCAUUGUCAGAUGACAUGGCAAGUUCCACAUCUGUUGCCAUGGGUAUGGUGAGAGCAUUACAUGGUGGGAAGACGUGCCCUGGGGGUGAUGACAUCAAAAGGGUGUCCAUGGCAACUGUCAUGAGUGAGAGAGAUACAACAGGAAUGCUUCAGUUCCGAGACAAACUCCUUGAUAAGAUCAGUGCUGCCUUGAAGAAGUGAUUCACUCAAACUAACUGUUAAAAUCUCAAAAAGCCAAGGACUGACUUUGAUUGCAAUACCCAGUAAGUUGACUAAACAGUGUACAUUACAUGUAAAAAAACUGGGAGGUUGCUGAUUGGUCCAUAAUUAACCAAUCACAAACUAUGUUUCUCUACACACCUCAUGGUACCAGUAUUUGCACUGGCCUCUCCUCUAAGUCACUUUGUACUGGUCUUCCCAACUUUGGCAUAGGUGAUGGAUGCAGUAUUUGUCAUGAUAAUAUAAAAGCAUCAUUCUAUGAAAGUGUCCACUGCUAUGAAGGGCAUGAAUAUGGGGCAGAAAUUUAUUGAUAAUAUUGAAUAAAUUUCUAUGUUUCAACAGAGUCUAAGGGUGUUGAAAACUUUGUUGUUGCUUUUUUCUCAUCGACUGCUGUAACAGUGUACCUGUAAAGGUCAUCGUUCUGCUAACAAGUUCGUUGGAAGAAGGCAUUGUUAUCGGAUUACUUCCACUAGCUACAGGUCAUUUGGAAUAAUUGUCGUGCUUGAGUCAUAACCAACAAUACGCUGAUUAGACCUGUUUCAGGAUUGAUUAAUGACCGUGUCUAUUGUGUGUGGCGGGAAUUAGCUGGCGUGGGACCAACCUGCAUACGGUUUUAUCUUCAACAUCAACAUGCCUCUGGCUGUUUCUUUCUUUGUGCUAUCCUGUCUUGAGUGACGUUUUGGAACGAUUCCCUUAUGUCUACAAAUCUUCCUCUUUCUAUUGUGUUAUGAUGGUUGUUUCAACAGUGAACUCAAAGAUUAUGUGAAGUCUUGACAUUCACAGUGUCGCAAAAUUUCAGUGCCGCAGAGUUUGUACAAUGUAACGUUACAUGGCUCAGAAAGUUUCUGUACCGUCUCAAUGUCAGCAGCCAUUGGUGCAAAAUGGACCUGCGGGUAUCCUACAGAAUACAGAACAAGAGAAAGUAGGGGUCAAAUAGGAUCGUAAAUCACCAUUUUGCAGACAGCUUAAGUGCGACAUUUGACCCUGAUGAGAACAAAGAAAACACACCUGUGGCCUCUAACCUUUUUUGCAACAGUCUAGAAGUAAAGCCAUGACCAAAACAAGCACCCCUUGUAGCUUUGAUCACCAUAAUUCCAGUAAUUAUAGGAUUUGCGAUCUGGAUGACAGAUGGUAUCUAUAACGAUAACUGAAACCUUGACUUUUAUGUGAUAUUUUGAAUGACAUCAUGACCUUGGUAGAUAUACUAUAUAGUCUUCAAAAUGAGCCGAGGCUUUGACUAAUGGUUUUGCCUUAUGAUUCCUUAGUAUUUGCUGCUACUGGUUUGUUAGAAAAAAGAUUGGCAGCAUACAAUCAUGUGAUUUGGCCUGUUGUUUUUGCUUGGCAUCUGUAGUUGAAGAAGAAAUUGGCAGGAGGCUCAGACUGUAGUACAUACAAAAUUUAAUGGUGAAAAUCCAUUUAAAACCAAAUGUUGGGGAUGAAAACAUUAAUACUUCUGUACAAUACAACUGAUUUUGACAGAUGUUUACUAUGGUAGGUUUUUAUACUGAGCAUAACAGUACUUUGCAAUUUUUGACAUUAACGAGGAACGGUAUCUGUUGAAACAUUCGAAAGUCAUGCUUAACACUCGUGUAUGUAUAAUCACCCUCUUUCUUUUCUAAUGUGUAACGUUAUCUAGGUUAAACUUUGACUAUCUUUCUCCAGAAUUUGGUCUGCUUACAAGUGAAUUGGCACUUCUUAGAGUAGAAAAUUGGCAUUUCAGAUCAGGAUUACAAGACAGAGAGAUCAAAGCCUAGGUGUGGAGGCAAGGUGCAAAACAAGUUGCCUUUUAAGGUAAAGAUUCCUGGAAAUGUUUUUUACUAUGAAUUCUUCCACCCCACUCCGUCUUAAGAAUUAGCCGCAAGCAAAAAAAAAAAGAUGACAUACGACUGAGGCAAAGCAUUAUGCUUCUUCGAUAGCUAGAACCAAGGAGGUUUAAAAGAGAAACCUCCUGCUAGAAGCAAGCAAAGUUUAUCGAUGAAGAGACAAUUUUGACAGAGAGAUGGCAAGAUUUAUUUUAUGUAUCAUGAUACUAGAUACAAACAUUGAUACCAUCAAGUAUACAACAUUUCGUAAAGAAUGAGUUGCACAGGUAUAGAUAUAACUAAGAUAAUAGGUAGACCUGAGGUAUAAGCUAUUUUCUUUGUAUUCUGCAAAUUUUCAUAACAAUGGGUAUCAUGUCUGUUUUGUGUAAGUGAAAUGGAUUUAAUGUGUACUGACAUUGACAAUGACAACACUUACACCCCAUCACACAAACUGAACAGAUGCCCAGGUUAACUGUCUAGGUCGCCCAAUAUAACAGCAUUGUUAUUGAUCUCAGACUCCCCUCUGGCAGAACUUUUUCAAUGAUUCAGACAAUUUUUAUUCUCACACCCCCCAUUAUGUUAGGGGAACAGGAAUGCAGACUGCCCCUCCCUCUAGUGUAGAAACAGUUACUGUAACUCACUUCAUGUUCGCGGUAGCGAAAUUUCAUAGUCCGAAAAAAACGGAGGUGUUAAAUUAUGGAUCUAUUUGUUCACGGUGGCAGUAGGUA